Cylicocyclus nassatus is the source of this 1065-nucleotide messenger RNA. NCBI's taxonomy places the organism in Eukaryota, Metazoa, Nematoda, Chromadorea, Rhabditida, Strongylidae. The record is from the annotation of a GenBank genome assembly.
AUGGGCAACUGCGAUUCAGCGAGUGCGGAGUUGAACAAACGAAGUCGCAAGAUUAACGCUGUGAUAGAAAAUGACAAGAAAGCUGAGGAAACUGUUAUCAAGCUGCUAUUGUUAGGAGCCGGUGAAAGCGGAAAGAGUACAAUAUUGAAGCAAAUGAAGAUCAUCCAUGACAAUGGAUACUCUCAAGAUGAAGCGACUUCAAAAAUCUCCGUAGUCUGCGCCAACACCGUACAAUCAAUAGGAGCUCUCAUCGAUGGCAUGAAAAAGCUUGGCCUACUCUUCGCUUCAAAACAGUGCACAGAGUAUGCUGCUCUCGUAAAGAGGACCCUAGAGAAAAAAGAUGAGUUUCAACCGUUGAGCGAGGAGAUGUACAAAGCAAUUAAGACUUUAUGGAACGACAAAGGUAUUGAAGCAGCUUAUGAACGGAGAGAUGAGUUCUAUCUUCAUGACUCCGCAAAAUAUUUCCUCGACUCUCUGGAUCGAAUAUAUGACAAAAAUUUCGUGCCAACCGAACAAGAUAUUUUAAGGACGCGAAUUGCUACAAUGGGCGUCAUUGAAGUUUCCUUUACUAUGAAAAACAAAUUAUGGAGGGUUUUUGACGUUGGUGGGCAGCGGUCACAACGAAAGAAAUGGAUUCAUUGCUUUGAUGAUGCAAAAGCAGUGAUUUAUGUUGCUUCCUUGAGCGAAUAUGAUCAAGUACUGAUGGAGGAUGAUACGACGAACCGAAUGCAGGAAUCGCUGCAGUUAUUUCGUCAAGUUGUAAAUAAUAAGUAUUUCAUCAAUACUUCUGUUAUUCUAUUUCUCAACAAAAAGGAUCUCUUUGAAAAGAAAAUAGGACAUGGAAAAUCAUUGCGGAUCGCAUUUCCAAACUACAAAGGUGGUGAAAAUUACGAUGAAGCUGCCAAAUAUAUAGAAUCGCAAUUUAUGGCUGCAAAUGAAAACAAGGAAAAAUCGAUCUACACUCAUUUGACCUGCGCAACUGAUACACAACAAGUACAAUUUGUGCUAGAUAGUGUCUUAGACACUAUUUUAUCGUCUAAGCUUAAAGGGUGUGGUUUGUAUUGA